Messenger RNA from Nerophis ophidion (straightnose pipefish), 1467 nucleotides. RefSeq names its product TPA-induced transmembrane protein. NCBI's taxonomy places the organism in Eukaryota, Metazoa, Chordata, Actinopteri, Syngnathiformes, Syngnathidae. The record is from RefSeq and is a predicted model, not a curated record. The coding region runs from base 268 to 1014 and encodes 248 amino acids. The transcript has 7 exons.
AGGAACCGGAAACCCGCCCAGCCCACCUGUCAGGUGGACAACACUAAUGUGUUCGGAGCCGUUUCGAAACGUUUUCGCGACUCCGGAAACGGAAACCGAGCGAAUAAUUUUAUUUCCACCUUCUUUUGAGACGUUCAGAUGCCUUCGGAAAGUCCAUGUUCUUCGGCGUUGGGUACGAGCGUUAAAACAGCGAGAGGCUUCCUUGGUUGAACGUUGAAUAAAGUCACUCCUAAACGUAUUUGUCGCUGAAUUCAUCCUGGAGUCAACAUGGACAUGGAGAUGCAGACUAUUAGAAACAACGGAAGCGACGCGGCGGGACAUCAGAUGGCGACCGCCACAGGAAACAGAGAGGGCCACACCCACAGGGGCCCCUACUCAGCUGAGACGGGGAGGCUGCUGGAAGCUCAGUGUAACGGUGGGAGCGUGGAGAUAAAGUCUGCUGGACGUGUGCUCGCACUCAGGGACCCUCAGGGUAGCGCCAUCUGCAAAAUGAAAAAGGAGCUGAAAGAGGUGGUCUGCUGGAAAAUACCUCUGUGGAUGCUACUCCUCUUCCUCCUCGUCCUCAUCGUCGCCAUCAUCCUCAUCGCUCUGGCCCUCUGCCCCGCUCUUCACCAGGACGUAGAUGAGAAGUUUGACCCCUCGACCUUCAACAUUCCUCGCCUCUUCAAGGGCAACUUCAGUCUCCUUGACCUGCCGUUCAGCGACGACCUCCUGGUGCCGUCGUCCAAUCAGAGCCAAGCUCUCAGCCAUGUCCUGCAAGGCAAGCUGACCGUGGUCUACAGCUCCUCUCCUGCUCUGAGCCGCUACUUCUCUGAAGCCGAGGUCCACGCCUUCAGGAACGGCUCGGUGGUGGCCGAGUACCGGUUGACCUUCCUGAUGCCGGAGCAGCAGCAGGAGCAGCUGACAAGGUUCACCUUGAGCAGGGAAAUGGUCUACAAUGUGCUCAGGCAGUCCCUGCACCAGCAGGAGGACCGCGGCGCCUACAUCGACCCGCUCUCUCUCACCUUGGUCUGAGGCCUAGGGGGAUUCUUCCCAUCUUCUUUGGAUUCGCCAGAGACACUUCAAUAGGUACACCUGCACAGGAGAGAUCCACCAAUAUCAUUAUCGACCUUGCGAUCUGGCAUUUUGACAUGUCGUUGCCACAACUACAUCAGCAGAUAUAAAAUAUCAUAAACUCUCUUUUAUCAGUAUAGCAGAGCAGAGGACAGAAAUUGUUAUUGUGCUGUGGCGCCAUCUUGUGGCCGAAUUGGUUCACUGCAGUUUUUUCUGCCCUCUGAUGGCAGAUAUUUAACAUUUACCUAUUUCUUUACAUACACUGUAAACUAAAAAAAAACUGUACAUUUUGUGGUUGAAAAAAAGGCAGCACAGUUGCUAAAUUAUACCACAAUCAGGCAUGUUAUUUUACCGUCUUUUGAUCUCUGUAAAAAUAUAAAAAUAAAAUAUUUUUUUAUUUUCUCCGACCUACAA